This is a messenger RNA of Monosiga brevicollis MX1, 933 nucleotides long. RefSeq lists its product as uncharacterized. Gene Ontology annotation, molecular function: DNA-binding transcription factor activity, RNA polymerase II-specific; RNA polymerase II transcription regulatory region sequence-specific DNA binding. Bases 1 to 933 code for a protein of 310 amino acids. Gene Ontology annotation, cellular component: transcription regulator complex; nucleus. Gene Ontology annotation, biological process: regulation of cell cycle; regulation of transcription by RNA polymerase II. The record is from RefSeq and is a predicted model, not a curated record. The transcript is spliced from 5 exons. NCBI's taxonomy places the organism in Eukaryota, Choanoflagellata, Craspedida, Salpingoecidae.
AUGGCGACGUCGAUGAGUAAUGGCUCACCAAACACCAAGCGCAAGAAGGUGGAUCGCUCCUCCCGUGGGCUCAAACACUUUGCCACCAUGGUCUGUGCAAAAGUGCAGGAGAAAAACGUCACGACCUACAGUGAGGUGGCAGAUGAACUCGUGGUUCAGCACCAACGCGAAUUGCAGAGUAACCCAGAUCCCAAUGAUGACGGCGAGCCGAAGAACAUCCGCCGGCGCGUCUACGAUGCCCUCAACGUAUUGAUGGCGCUCAACAUCAUCUCCAAGGAUAAAAAGUGCAUUCGCUGGGAAGGGCUGCCGACCAAUGUCACCCAAGAAGCGCGCACAUACGCGGCUACCAAGCGUAAGAAGGAGGAGCAAGUCCAGAAGUUGAAGAAACAACUCCAGGCGCUUGUCCUUCAGCACAUUGCCUUUCAAAAUCUGAUCAAAAGGAACCAGGCCAGGAUGCAGGAGAAUCCAUCGACCGAGGAGCACGACAGUAUACAGUUACCCUUUGUCAUAGUGAGCACCCGGCAGUCUGCUGUCAUUGAUUGCCAAAUGGCCGCCGAUCAGAGCGAAUACUUUUUUGAUUUCAACGAGCCCUUUGUUAUCCAUGACGAUUUGCAAGUCCUUAGCCAGCUAGGCCUCACAUUCGGCCUCGAGACUGGAGCCAUCAGCGAUGAGCAAGUGGCACUGGCGCGGGACUUGUUGCCCGCUGAAAUGGGCCACAUUUUGGACGAAAUGGUACAAGAAGGUCGUGCCCGGGCACCCCAAGCACCAGCCACAGCUGCUGCGCCAGCACCUGCCGCCACUGCGUCCACCGCGGCCACCGCAGCCACCGCGUCAGCGACAGCAUCCAUCGGCACGGUUUCGCAAAGUGCAACUGCAGCCGCGAGCAAUAAAACGGCGGCGGCGGCUCGCUCCGCCCCGACAUCCUCCUCCUAA